AUGAAUGAAAAUCAUCGUGCCGAUAUUUUGUCGUUGAAUUUGAAAGAUAUAAAAAAAUCAUUGCCGUCUGCGUUGCAAACCAAAUUAAUUGUGUCGAAAGAAAACCAAGAUAAUGAACCGUUACCUCAAAAUAUCAUCAAGCCAUGGAUGCUAUCGAUAUCCAGCCAAACAUGUGUCAGCCGAAACAAAGUCGGCCAAGAACUUUUACAGCACUGUCGCCACGGAUUCGUUUUGGAUGAUCCGUAUAUUCGAGAGACUCGAUUCUAUGUCGAUUAUCAUCGCAUGCACGAUCCAGGGUUGAAAAGCUACUAUACCUCGAUUCCAGUGAGGAAUCGCGUAAAGAAGCUCGAAUUGGUUACCGGAGAAAACGAUGCCCUUUGCACGAACAAAGAGUUCAUGGAUUACAUACGAUAUCUUGACACCAAUAUCAACCACAAUCUGACUCAAGUGAAGCAACUCAAACGCAAACGAAGACUAUUAGAACAUUUUCACAUGUUACAAAGUGUCAAGGAACAUGAGUCUGGAUUCACUGGCAUUUUCCGAAAGAAAAAAUACACUUUUGAAAAUGUCUCAAAAGCACACUUAGACCAAAAAAGACAAUUUAAACUUGGUAAGCUGGUGAAAAAGGGAAUGAAGGCCGUUGAAAGACAUACACAGCUGAUGGAAAAAAAAUCAAUGCAAUUCAGAGAAAGACAUCAAGCAAAAUUAGAAAAAUUGAGACCAAGAAAACAGAUAAUCAUUCAGAACGAAAUGAACAAAAGGAUCGAAUUGUUGAAAAUCAUAAAUGGGAAAUUAUAUCUGGCCAAGAACCGCAGAGACUGUAUGACGAUGGAAAAAGGAGUGAAGAAAAUGAAUGAACGAAUUGAUCAUUGCAGGAGACAUGCAUCGUUUAGAAACGAAAUUCUGCAAAAAAAUAUCGAAAUAUUUAAAAUGUACGAAGAGGAACAGCGCAAAAAUAUUGAAGAGCGCAAAAAGCGUAUCAACGAGCUUCGUGAGUACAAUGAAAGUAAAAUCAUACGAUUGCGAGGAGAGAUUGCCAAGAAGGAGCGAAAUGCUGAUGUGGUGGAAAAGUUUAUGAAGAACAUAGAGCUCUUGAAAGUAAAGUACAUGGAAUCAUUUGACCCAGCCGAUUCAAAGGAGGUAUAUCGACGGUUUGCGUUGCUUAAACAGCCUUUCAUUACGGAAUGUGUUGAGAUUGCAAGCUCUACACUUCAACACUUGAACCUUCCUGUGUCAGCAGCGGUGUUGGCAGCGCGAACGAGGAGAAUUAUGGAACUUCGCAGCAUAAUUAUACCUGAAAUUGGCGCAUCAAAGUGUGUUUUUGUACAAGGACGAGUUGCUGAAUUGAUUUCACUCACUAUCAAACACAUUAAGAAUGAACGCUUAAAAACCAUCAAAGACUGCUGGAACAAACGCAAACUAAGAGAAGCCGAGACAGAAGCUGAAGCCAGCGAUCAUAAAUCUAAAAAUGCUUCCCCCAAAAAAAGAAUAACCGUUUCAGUAAAUGAAUCAAGUAAAAUAAUCGGUGAAUCAGCGUAUAGUGAAUUUAUUGGAGAUUUAGCACAAAUUUCUGCUAGUGGACUCACUGCCUUUUACAAUUUGAAUGUAGUCGUCAAACGGGAACUGAAGGAAUUUUUUGAAUUUAUAUGCCAAGAAAAAUUUGAGUUCUCAACGAAAUUGGACGAUCGUGAUUUUAUGCACGUGUAUAAUUUUCAAAAGUACUUAAUUUACAAGUCGAUACGACGCUUGAUGGAAUAUGUCAAAAUUAAGCAAAAUCAUUUUUGGACACGAGCACGAAAUAUUCACACAUGGCGAUUACUAGAUCUUAACCUAGCCGACAUUUCCCUUGAAGCAGCUGCCCUGGUCAUGGAUUUCCCAAACAAAAUCGACGAAUUUUGCGAAUGCAUCAAGAAAAUCAGUAAAUUCAUUUGUGUUCAAAUGAGCGACACGCUUGAGAAAGAGAAUAUUGAAGACUCGGAUUCCAUGAAUGAAAGAUACUCGUUUUUCAGCGAAAUAGAAACGGUAUUCUGA
This is a messenger RNA of Sitodiplosis mosellana (orange wheat blossom midge), 2031 nucleotides long. RefSeq lists its product as uncharacterized. NCBI's taxonomy places the organism in Eukaryota, Metazoa, Arthropoda, Insecta, Diptera, Cecidomyiidae. The record is from RefSeq and is a predicted model, not a curated record. The transcript is spliced from 7 exons. Bases 1 to 2031 code for a protein of 676 amino acids.